AUGUCUGGAUCACAGAAGACUCUGACGGUAAGACAAUAUAAAUCUGGCAGGUGGAGCACGCUCAAGAAUCGCAGGCGAUCGGUGAAGGAAGCGCCAUGGAUGGAGAAAAAACGAAGCAGUUCCGCCGAACGUCCUCCAGUGCCAAGUGCCCAGGCCGAUGAAGAGGAAUCUGCAAUGACAAAGCAUAACGAAAAUGAACAGGAGAAAAAUCGAUUCAGAGAGAAAAAGAUUCCCGGGGAUGAGCAUCCGUUCCAUUUGGUCGUUUUGGAGAGAGGACGCAUCAAAAGAGAGAAUGAAGCCGACAAAUCAGCGAUGGACGUCGAGGAGACUAAAAAGUUGUUCAAAUUUCUGUGGACUAGUCCUGACAAAAAUGAAACUGCCCUCUGA
This is a messenger RNA of Soboliphyme baturini, 387 nucleotides long. NCBI's taxonomy places the organism in Eukaryota, Metazoa, Nematoda, Enoplea, Dioctophymatida, Soboliphymatidae. The record is from the annotation of a GenBank genome assembly.